This is a messenger RNA of Trypanosoma rangeli, 1248 nucleotides long. RefSeq lists its product as uncharacterized. The transcript has a single exon. The record is from RefSeq and is a predicted model, not a curated record. Lineage: Eukaryota; Euglenozoa; Kinetoplastea; Trypanosomatida; Trypanosomatidae. The coding region runs from base 1 to 1248 and encodes 415 amino acids.
AUGCAUCGGAAGACACUGCGCCGACUCCAGCAGGCCGUGCAAAACCCACCCGUUGGUUCGGCUAACAUUCCCUCGCCUUACGCAACGGAGGGCGGUCACGUCCCGAUCUGGUCGAUCGUCAAUGGCUUUGUGCAGAAGCGCAACUGGGUGUUCCGCAACCCGGAGUGGUGCGACCUCUGCAAGGAGCCUGUAGCGCUCUGGGUCAAUCAUCACGGGCGCAAGGACCACGCCUUGAUGGACAUGCACUACACGCAGAUGAUGGAGUUUCCACGCCGGUGGAACCCAGAGGAGGUCCUUGCCGUUUUUCUGGAUGAGUUGGGGCUCCCUGUGGGGAACUACCAGGGGUACUACAGCGGCUACGAGCGAGAGCACCGCAAUGAACUCUACGCCAUGCUUGUCACACUGGAGGGGGAAAAGAUGCUUCACUUUGGGGAGCCACGAGACACCUAUUUAAACCGCAUGCAGGGUGGUAUGCGUGGGAUGGAUCAUCAGGGGGCCUUGGUGCUGCAUCGGUACAUCCUCGGCCCCUUCAUGCGCAUUUACCCCAAUGGUCACAUUCAAGACUACUCGAACCUGGUGGACUUUGUCACGUGUGCGUACAACAUGGAGACGGUCUAUGAUUUAUGCGGCUUUUACACCCUGGACAAGGUUGCCUUGAAGGCGGAUUACAAAGCAACCUCCCCCGCUGCAUUGGGUCUGGGGGGUAUUGCGGUUCAUUCUUCCGCGUCGCACGGCUUUGUGCAGCAGGCGAUUGAAACCCCGCUGCAGCAGCAGCAGCAGCAGCGGCAACAACGAAAUCCGGCAGCGGGAACAAGCAGUCGCAGUGCGGCUGACAUGGAAGAGGAGGCCUUCUCAAGGAAAGCGGUCUUUGUUCGACAGCUUCUAGGCCAGCUUCGGUGGUUGACACUGCCAGGUGAAGAGCACCCCGCCGGUUACACGUUUUCACCGCAUUUGAUGUUGCUAGGGGAAAUAUGUCUCAAGUCGCUUGUGGUGGAAGUUAUAGCGGCACGUCUGUGUGAGUACAUGGUGCGUGUGGAGCCUGUGUGGCGCGAUCACGGGUACGAGCGUGUGAAGCUUAACGUGGACAAGAUAGUGCAGCAGCAGAGUGAUAUUCUACCUGAACCUGUCAAGUUUUUUUACCGCCCCAUGUCACGGGACAUGGAUGAUUUCUACAGCACUAAACGAGGUGGACUCGACGAGACGCUGGAGAAGGCUGUGGUUGCGUCAGUAUCGGGUAAGGCAGCCUAA